GCCAGAUAGGGACUGUCUUUGCUUUUCCUUGCUCUUGAACAUACUCUAACUUUAUAUUUAUUCUGUUAUUCAUUUGUUUCUCGUAUAAAACCUAAGAAGGCGCGAGGUGAAUUCCACGGCCGACACAUUUGUUAUUUCAACGCAAACACCAUUAAUACAGGAGACAGACCGACCGACAGACACACACACAAAGACGAUGGAUAUUCUCAAUAUGAUCGUUGACCAUGUGCAGGAGAUGCUGAGCACGACCGUCGAUAUCUCAAAGAUUGUGCCGGCCGGAUACGAGCUCAAUUGGUUUGAAAAGACCUGGUUGUCAGCCUUCGAUGGGCGCAACGAGCUCUUGACAUUCACAGCCAUUGCAUUUCUGAUGCACGAACUGGUGUACUUUGGGCGUUACCUUCCGUUUCUCGCAUGCGACUACAUUCCUGCGCUGCGCAAGUACAAGAUCCAGGACAAUAAGGAGGUGACAUCGGCGAUGCAAUGGAAGUGCCUGAAGAGCCUGCUUUUCUCGCAUUUCAUUAUUGAGGGCCCCCUGAUGCUUAUGUUUUUGCCGGUGGCGCAGCUGGCAGGUAUCCGGACGACUGAGCUGCCGCUUCCUGGGUGGCAGGAGAUGGCCAUUCAGAUUGCGGUGUUUUUCGUUAUUGAGGACUUCUGGCACUACUGGGUGCACCGCUUGUUCCACUGGGGUCCCCUGUACCGCAGCAUCCACAAGAUCCACCACGAGUUCUCAUCCCCCUUUGGCAUGACCGCCGAGUACGCUCAUCCGCUGGAGACUAUUAUUUUCGGCCAGGGUACUAUCUUUGGUCCCAUCCUGUUCUGCAAGUUUGUCGAUAGCGUGCAUUCAGUGACGAUGUUUGCGUGGAUCUGGCUGCGUUUGUUUCAGGCUAUUGAUGCGCACUCUGGGUAUGACUUCCCGUGGUCGCUGCAUAACUUUUUGCCGUUCUGGGCUGGUGCCGACCACCACGAUUACCACCAUAUGGCGUUUGUGAACAACUUUUCGUCGUCGUUCCGCUAUUGGGACACAAUAUUUGGCACUGAUUCAAAGUACCAUGCGCACAAGGCUCGGAUUGCCGAGGCCAAGGCUGAGAAGAAGGGCAAUUAAGGGGCAGAACCCAAAAGUGUUUUUUUAUUUAAAUACACACAUAGAAUAAAUACAAAAAGCCUGACGUUUCUUUC
Messenger RNA from Kickxella alabastrina, 1176 nucleotides. RefSeq names its product methylsterol monooxygenase. The transcript has a single exon. NCBI's taxonomy places the organism in Eukaryota, Fungi, Kickxellomycota, Kickxellomycetes, Kickxellales, Kickxellaceae. Gene Ontology annotation, biological process: ergosterol biosynthetic process. Gene Ontology annotation, molecular function: iron ion binding; C-4 methylsterol oxidase activity. Bases 197 to 1102 code for a protein of 301 amino acids. The record is from RefSeq and is a predicted model, not a curated record.